Molecule: messenger RNA, 2262 nt
Organism: Coniosporium apollinis CBS 100218
Lineage: Eukaryota; Fungi; Ascomycota; Dothideomycetes
Exons: 4
Coding region: 1-2262 (753 amino acids)
Biological process (GO): fungal-type cell wall biogenesis; transmembrane transport
Source: RefSeq, a predicted model, not a curated record
AUGCGCUCCCUAUUACGAACACCCUUUACGCUCCUCGUCGCCGCCCUACUCACCCUAAUACCUCUCUCCUCCGCAGUCCGGUUAAUAGAGUCCCGUUCACUCAACCCGUGCCAAGCCAACUCCAGAUUCUCCGCCACUCUCUUCAACGUCAUCUUCACACCGGAUAACAGGACGCUGUCCUUCGAAAUCGUUGGAGUAUCGGCAAUCCAGGGCAACGUUAUCGCCGAAUUCGAGGUCAUCGCCUACGGCUACACGGCAAUCAAGCAGAGGCUUAAUCCAUGCGAGAGUGCCGACCUCAAGGGCCUUUGCCCGAUGAACACGGGCACAAUCAACAUCGAGUCUAAUGUGCCGCUGAGCGAUGAGGUAGUCCGCCAUAUCCCUGGCAUUGCAUAUACCAUCCCCGAUCUUGAUGGUAUCGUCCAAGUCCACAUUCACGACGCUGAAACUGGCGAGUCGCUAGCGUGCGUUGAAGCCGCUCUGUCCAAUGGAAAGACCGUGUACCAGAAAGGUGUUGGCUGGGUCACCGCCAUCAUAGCUGGUACCGGCUUGGUUGCGUCUGCCAUCACCAACGGUCUCGGACACUCCAACACCGCCGCCCAUGUCGCCGCAAACGCGCUCUCGCUUUUUGGAUACUUCCAGGCACAGGCCAUCAUUGGCAUGUCGGCGGUCCCGCUUCCCCCAAUUGUCUCUUCAUGGACCCAGAACUUUCAAUGGAGUAUGGGAAUAAUUCGUAUCGGUUUCCUGCAGAGGAUGGCUACGUGGUAUCAGCGCUCAACGGGCGGCACGCCCUCUACGAUUCUGUCCACACUGGCCACGACCUCAGUCCAGGUGCAGAAGCGGUCUCUCGAGGUAAUGCACAAGCUCGUGUCACGCGCCCUCGGCCGCCUGUCUAGCCGUACCAACGCCGACUCCAGUCAAGCCGAGACAAACCGAGUGAUCACGGUUCGCGGCAUUGAACGAGUUGGCUUCCGAGCGCACAUUGAGAUCACAAACAUCUUCUUGACUGGCUACUCCCUCUUUGUAGUCUUCGUCCUGUUCGUGAUUAUCGGGGUUGUUCUGUUCAAGCUCACCGUCGAAGGCCUUGCCAAGGGUGGCAAGAUGAAGGGCGACAAGUUCCAGGACUUCCGCAAUGGAUGGAAGACAGUCCUGAAGGGCAUCAUGUUCCGCAUCGUCCUCAUCGGCUUCCCCCAGAUGGUCGUCCUUUGCUUCUGGGAGUUGACGCAGCGCGACUCCGCCGCCGAAGUCGCCCUUGCAAUCCUCACUAUCGUUACCAUGACACUCAUCCUCGGCUGGGCCUCCUCAAAGGUCAUCCGCAUCGCGCAGCGCUCCAUCGCCAUGCACAAGAAUCCCGCCUACAUCCUCUACUCGGACCCCGUCUCGCUCAAUAAGUGGGGCUUCCUUUACGUCCAGUUCAAAGCCACAGCCUACUACUUUAUCGUACCGGUCCUGUUUCAUGUACUGCUCAAGGGCAUGUUCAUCGGGUUGGGCCAGGAGUCCGCCGUCGUGCAGGCCAUCGCGCUCGUGCUCAUCGAAGCUGGUCUUCUGAUCGCCGUCAGCAUCAUGCGGCCGUACAUGGACAAGAAGACGAACGCGUUCAACAUCUCCAUCUGUGCCGUCAAUUUUGUGUCGUCUAUCUUCCUGCUUGUCUUCACGGAUAUCUUUGACCAACCUGGCCUCGUCACCGGCGUAAUGGGCGUAAUCUUCUUCAUCUUCAACGCCGCCUUCGCGCUCAUCCUCCUCCUCAUGGUCCUCUUCUCCUCGGGCUACGCCCUCUUCUCCAAGAACCCAGACACGCGCUACCAGCCCAUGCGCGACGACCGCGGCUCCUUCAUCAAGUCCCAGACGCAGCUGACCACCGAGCUCGACGCGCUGGGCGCCACGGCCCGCGGCGAGGGCAACAAGAACGGCGCAGCAGGCUUCUACGGUAAAUCCCGCAUCGAGGACGCGGACGAGGAAGAUAGCCUCUCCAGCGGGACGCUUGAGCGCAGGGAUCAGAAGGCCAUGGAUGCCGGCGUCGCGACGCCGGCGAGUCAGAGCACGACGGCGUUUGGGUCGAGUAGUGGCGGGUAUGCCCCUGCGGACGCGAGACAGAACAGCCCGAGUCCGUAUUUUGGGCAGAGGAGUGACACGAGUUCCCCCGCGCCGGUGUAUAGGGGCGCGGAGAGGACGGGCACGAUGAGGAGCGAGCGGAGUGCGGGCGGGGGAUACAGGCAGCAGAAUUCGGCGAGUCCGUGGCAGAGGGGGGCGGGGUACGAGGGGUAG